AUGCAUGCUGAGCCGAUGGGGGACUUCCCGCUCGAGGGUGAUCGUUCCACCAUGUGGUUGAUGCGGUAUGUGCGGGAUCAUGGCGGCACUUUCGACGGGAGGCAGACCAAGUGGGCGCUCGAGCACAAGGUGGAGCGCAACAGCACGGCCCAUCUGAUGCAUGACUUGUGGGUUCUCGCGCUUGAUCUAGGUGUGUGCUAUGAUCAGCUGGAUGUGUCCAACAUCGGCUCCUUCGAGGUGAUCAGUCGGAUAUGCCAACUGUGCGAGGAGACGACGGGGUCGUGGCAGGUGGAGGGCUUAGAGCGCUAG
Molecule: messenger RNA, 309 nt
Organism: Prorocentrum cordatum
Lineage: Eukaryota; Dinophyceae; Prorocentrales; Prorocentraceae
Source: the annotation of a GenBank genome assembly